AUGGCGUCGAUCUUUUGGCCGUCGCAGCUAAAUGGGGAGAAUAACAAGAAAAUGCGGGGAAAAUCAGUAUCGGUAAAGCUCAUUUUUGUACUAUGCAUUGCAAGCUUUCUCUCGGGAUCACUUUUUACGUCGCAGACUAGGUCAUCGCGACUUUCAGAUCAUCAUGUCAUCUCUACCAUUAACCCCGCUCAUUUGAAAAAUAUCGAAAAGUCUACACAAGAGUGUGAUAACAAGAAAAGAAAACUGGUUGAAAAAAAUUCGGUAGAUGUAAUGGAGGAAGUGAUCAAGACCCACGAUGCCGUCCAAUCACUUGACAAAACUAUGUCAACAUUGGAGAUGGAACUGGCUGCAUCUCGGGCAAGCCAAAUGGGUGGACAAAGAGCUUCAAAUCAUAGUCGUCUGCAGAAGGCCUUCGUCGUUAUAGGAAUUAAUACCGCUUUCAGUAGCAGGAAACGAAGAGACUCUCUUCGAGAAACAUGGAUGCCUAAAGGAGAUAAAUUAGAAAAAUUGGAGAAAGAGAAAGGAAUUGUGAUACGAUUUGUGAUAGGACACAGCUCAAAACCAGGGGGAGUUCUUGAUAGAGCGAUCGACGCAGAAAAUGCCGAACAUGGAGAUUUCUUUCGACUCAACCAUGUUGAAGGCUACCACGAGCUUUCUACCAAAACUCGAUUGUAUUUCUCAACGGCUGUCUCAAUCUGGGACGCGGAAUUCUACGUUAAGGUGGACGAUGAUGUCCAUCUAAAUUUGGGUACGCUGGUGAGCACGCUUUCUAAGUACAGCACAAAACCCCGGAUUUACAUUGGAUGCAUGAAGUCCGGACCAGUUCUCGCUCAGAAAGGAGUUAGGUAUCAUGAGCCAGAGUACUGGAAAUUCGGGGAAGAAGGGAACAAAUACUUCAGGCAUGCAACGGGCCAAAUUUAUGCAAUUUCGAAGGAUCUAGCCACUUAUAUAUCAGUCAACUCGGGCAUCCUGCACAGAUAUGCGAAUGAGGAUGUUUCGAUGGGUUCGUGGUUCAUUGGCUUGGAAGUACAACACGUGGAUGAACGGUCCAUGUGUUGUGGAACCCCUCCGGAUUGUGAAUGGAAGAAGCAAUCGGGGAACAUGUGCGUGGCAUCAUUUGAUUGGCCGUGCAGUGGAAUAUGCAAAUCAGUUGAGAGGAUGAAAGCCGUGCACAAUGCGUGUAGAGAAAAAGAGGGAGCUUUGUGGGAUAAUAAUUUGCAUCUUUAA
Molecule: messenger RNA, 1227 nt
Organism: Fraxinus pennsylvanica
Lineage: Eukaryota; Viridiplantae; Streptophyta; Magnoliopsida; Lamiales; Oleaceae
Source: the annotation of a GenBank genome assembly